Hibiscus syriacus is the source of this 879-nucleotide messenger RNA. RefSeq lists its product as uncharacterized. NCBI's taxonomy places the organism in Eukaryota, Viridiplantae, Streptophyta, Magnoliopsida, Malvales, Malvaceae. The coding region runs from base 94 to 879 and encodes 261 amino acids. The transcript has 3 exons. The record is from RefSeq and is a predicted model, not a curated record.
AGAGCUGUAAAUGUGGUUCAUAGCUCUGCAACUAAGAAGAACCUGGAAUGGCAAGAGAAGCUCCCUGUUGUUGUUUUAAAAGCUGAAGAAAUAAUGUAUUCCAAAGCCGAUUCUGAGGCUGAGUAUAUGGACCUUAAGACUCUGUGGGAUCGAACAAAUGAUGCCAUUAACACAAUCAUUAAACGUGAAGAGAGUACUGAAACUGGGGAGCUUCUUCCUCCUUGUAUUGAAGCUGCUCUGAAUUUGGACUGCACACCGAGAAGAACCUUGAGGAGCCAGCGGAAUUGUAAUCUGAGGUGUUACCUUUAUCCGGGACCUCAAGAGGCCGAAGGCAUUGCUCGAGGAAAUGUCACAGAGAACUCGCAUUGCACGGCUAGUUAUUCCGGCAUCGCGGAACCGACAACGAUGAAUGUGACUCAUUUGGGGUUUGCAUCUGAGAAUGGUUCUCUUGCUAGUAAUAAUCCAUGCUUACCUAACUUGUAUUCGGUUUUUCCUCUGUUCAAUGGAAACCACCUUAGAUUCGAAGUGCCGUGGCAUGACUUCGGGGUCUUCCCGAAGUCGAUUUCUAAUGCGGUGGAGCCUGCGAAAACGAGUUACAUUCAUAACGUCUUGUUUUCCGAUGCGGACUCUUCCAAUGCUUCUAAGAACCCACAUGGAUUUUCCUGCGAUCUAUCUUUGAGGCUGGGGCCUAUUUCAACACCUUGCUCGAGUGUUGGAAAUGAUCAGGCUUGGGAAACAGGGAAAAGUUUAUCUUCCUUUCUUUGGGGCAACGGAGAUGAUCCCUCAAACUCGACCUCAAACGAACGGAGCUUUGAAGGUGAGAACGAAGAUACAACAUCAAGAAAGCGUAAGACGAUAUAUGGUGGGGCAGCUGAUUAG